UCUUUGGGAUUUUAACUAACUGCAUCCCCAAAGCUCUCCAUGUUGUGAGGCCUCUGCCAGGGAGACAAGCGCCCACAUCUCCCUCUCUGAGCAACUGCAGGAUCGGGGCUUUGGGUAGAUGGCGAACAGAGAACUAGACUGUGCCCCUGCCCCAGUGCUUCCUGCCCCUGGAUGCCGUGAAUUUGGUGCCAUGUCUUCAUGCCGUUGGUGCCGUGUUUCUGCUGAAAUGUCUCCUUGUAUUUCCUCCAGAAAUGAGCUUUCUGAACAUCAGCUCGGCUGGCAGCAGCGUGACAGUGCAGUGGGCAGCAAAGACCAAUGGGACCUUCUACUGCUUUGAGAAGCAAUCCCUGGAAGAGCCACAGGAGGACCAAGAGGAAUGUAUCCACAAACAAUUAUUUGAGAAGGACAGCUAUGUGGAUACAGGGACAGUGAAACCCAGGAAGUGUUACAGAAUUGCCAUUCACGGAGGGGGACCAGAGAAGCACUGGACGUUCGGUUCCAUGUACCACUUUGCUACAAACACUUCUUUUGAUGGGCCCAUUCACAUCCGGAACAUCACAGCGAACUCUGCUUUCCUGCUGUGGAAGCCGUCACCGCUCUCCCAAUGCCCCGGCAUGCUGAAGAAAUACAUUAUCUGCUACACAAGCGAGCAGGACAACGGAACGGCAUGUCAUGAAGCGAACUCCUCAGCGACACACUACACCCUCCAGGACCUGCAGCCCAGCACCUCCUAUCGAGUUAGGAUUCAGGCAGCCACAGCAGACGGAGAUGGGCCCUGCAGUCCCCAGCACCUGUUUAAGACCACGAAGCUCGGUCCCAACCCUGCAGAGUGGAAGCUCAACCUCAGGUACCUCAGUAUUUUCCUAGGCGUCCCUGUCCUGGCUGUGUUUUACCACUUCAUCAAAAAGAGGGCCAAGAAAGUGCUGUUCCCGCCUCUGCCCAACCCCAAGGACAGCGAAGCCAUCAAGUUCCCAGCUGAGGAGAUGAGCCCGGUGAAGCCCCGGCUAGGCUUUGUGGAGCUGUCAGAGAAAGUCAGCCCCACAGAACCGCUGGUGACCGAAUUUAUCUCAGACAAAGGGGAGCCUGACACGAACACAGAGACUCGCUCGCUGCAUCUCUACGCCGGGACUGAAGAAACGGCAGAGAUGUUACAGGCCAAGGAGGGGCAGGCAGGCUCUGAGAAUGACCUGCCAUUUGAGUAUAGAAGGCAGGUGCUUCUGACCCCAGCGGAAGAGGAACAGGAAGAAGAUGAUUUCAGAGAAUUCGCUGGUGUUUGUGGUCAAAAUAACCUUGCCGAAGUAGGCACAGGCCCUUCUCAGCCCCACCCAGAUGAGGGUGCUGCCCUGGAGCGGACAGGGCUCUCUCGGCCUCUGGUGCAGCUCUCCUUGCUGCUCUCAGACAAGCCCGUCAUAAUAAAGAGUGGGGGCAGCUUUGAUCUUUGACAUGAUGAGUGAGCCUGGUCACAAGGGUUCAGCUUGGGACAGCCUGGGAAGACCGAGGGUUGCAGUGACCCCAUGGUGCAGGACAUAGGAGCCUCAGCAGAUCUCCUGAGAGACUUCCGACCUCAGCCUCUGUUUUCAGAUUUUGAGUGUGAACUCUUUGCCGCAGGGACUGUCUUUUAUUACACGCGCCCCAGUCCCACAAUGAAAUACUGAAUAGGAAGACAGGUUUCAGAGCGGUAUCCGUGUUAGUCUGUAUCAGCAAAAACAAUGAGUUGUUUUUACUGAAUAGGAAGAAUGAACUGUUCAAACAUCCUUUAUAUUUUGAUGUGUGAGAAAAGGUCCCAUAGUCCAGCCAUGGUCUCCUAUUUUCUCAUAUUCCAGAGCCCCUUUCCUUGAUUAGUAUCAGGGGGUAGCCGUGUUAGUCUGUAUCCGCAAAAACAACAAGG
Chrysemys picta bellii (western painted turtle) is the source of this 1888-nucleotide messenger RNA. It is a transcript of the gene IL12RB1, whose product is annotated as interleukin 12 receptor subunit beta 1. Gene Ontology annotation, cellular component: signaling receptor complex; external side of plasma membrane. Lineage: Eukaryota; Metazoa; Chordata; Testudines; Emydidae. The record is from RefSeq and is a predicted model, not a curated record. Gene Ontology annotation, biological process: cytokine-mediated signaling pathway. Gene Ontology annotation, molecular function: cytokine receptor activity; cytokine binding.